Molecule: messenger RNA, 1281 nt
Organism: Penicillium angulare
Lineage: Eukaryota; Fungi; Ascomycota; Eurotiomycetes; Eurotiales; Aspergillaceae
Gene: ssn3
Product: cyclin-dependent serine/threonine protein kinase SSN3
Exons: 3
Coding region: 1-1281 (426 amino acids)
Biological process (GO): protein phosphorylation
Cellular component (GO): nucleus; mediator complex
Molecular function (GO): ATP binding; cyclin-dependent protein serine/threonine kinase activity; RNA polymerase II CTD heptapeptide repeat kinase activity
Source: RefSeq, a predicted model, not a curated record
AUGUUUGGCAAGGGCUUUCCCUUCUUGAAUCCUUCCGGAGGCUUCUAUCCUCGGGAAGCUCUAGACGCAUCACGAAGACCCGGCGCAUACGUCAGCAAAGUUCGAGUCCGAGACCGGUAUCAUAUCGUGGGAUUCAUCAGCAGCGGAACCUAUGGACGGGUAUACAAGGCGAUUGGCAAAAAUGGCCACAAGGGAGAAUUUGCCAUUAAAAAAUUCAAACCCGACAAGGAAGGCGAAACGAUCCAAUACACAGGCCUCUCACAGUCUGCCAUUCGAGAAAUGUCACUAUGCACCGAACUGUCACACGCAAACGUCGUUCAAUUGGAAGAAAUCAUCUUAGAGGAUAAAUGCAUUUUCAUGGUCUUCGAAUACACAGAACACGACCUACUCCAAAUAAUCCACCACCACACCCAACCACAACGCCACGCCAUCUCAGCCCCCAUGGUCCGAUCCAUCCUCUUCCAACUACUAAACGGACUCCUAUACCUCCACACAAACUGGGUCCUCCACCGCGACCUCAAACCAGCAAACAUCCUAGUCACAUCCAGCGGCGCAAUCCGAAUCGGCGAUCUAGGUCUCGCCCGCCUAUUCUACAAACCCCUCAACUCCCUCUUCUCAGGCGACAAAGUCGUCGUCACAAUAUGGUACCGAGCACCAGAACUCCUCCUCGGAAGCAGACACUACACACCAGCCGUCGACAUGUGGGCAGUAGGAUGUAUAUUUGCAGAACUCCUCUCUCUCCGCCCAAUAUUCAAAGGCGAAGAAGCCAAAAUGGACAGCAAGAAAACCGUCCCCUUCCAACGAAACCAGAUGAUGAAAAUUAUCGAAAUCCUCGGUCUUCCCCGGAAAGAAACCUGGCCUGGUCUCGCCUCCAUGCCUGAAUAUCCUCAGCUCCAGUCUUUAGUGCUACAUCGGCAACCGGCACAUUUCCAUCGUGGUCCUAAUCUUGAGGGGUGGUAUCAAAGCUGCUUGAAGAAUGGUGCGUACUCUGCUUCGUCGAGUGUGGGUACACCCGGUGCAGAUGGGUUUGAUUUACUCUCGCGUAUGCUGGAGUAUGAUCCUAUCAAGCGAAUUACGGCUGAACAAGCGUUGGAACAUCCCUAUUUCGCUAAUGGCGGGCCUAUUAGCGGAAAUUGUUUUGAAGGGAUUGAGAGUAAAUAUCCACAUCGUCGUGUUACUCAGGAUGAUAACGAUAUCAGGACUGGAAGUCUUCCUGGUACUAAGCGGAGUGGGUUACCAGAUGAUUCAAUGAUGAGGGCUUCAAAGCGUCUCAAGGAAUGA